GCCAAGUGCCCCCUUGCUCGCCAUUACCCUCAUGGCAAUUUCGAUCCCCACCUCCCGCUCUAUCAUAGUAUCCAAAGAGAUUCUUGAAGGCAUUCAAGGUGCACACACUAUCAUUUCUCAGCUCAGCUCCUCGCGGUCAAUCACCAAGCUCAAGCUAAACAACAACCGACUAGGGGAUGACGGUGUAUCUGCACUCUUUGCAUUCCUCAAGUCUCCGGCGGCAUCACGACAUCGCAGUUCGAUAUCGGAAAUUCAUCUCAAUGAUAAUGAUAUAAGCUGUCGGGGUUUGCGCGACAUUGCGGACUAUGUGAAUGGGGAUGAAGUGGUACUGAAGACAUUGUGGCUCGCAAACAACACGAUAGGACCUGAUGCUGAUGUUCUAGCCUGGUUUGCUACCACAGUAAACCACUCUCGACUAGAGUUCCUUUCGCUCACAGGAAACCAUAAGCUUGGCGAUGCUGUCGUUGAGAUCUUCUUGCGUCACCUGAGGGCACCCCGCCUUCGGGAGUUGCAUGUCAACGCCAUGGGACUAACUGCCCGCUGUGCAUCUGGACUCGCAGAGUGGAUUUCAUCGGGGCAUACCGGCGGAGCGUAUUCCCUGCACACUCUCAAAUGUAGUGGCAACAACCUAGGGAUCAAGGGCGUAUGGGAAGUUAUUCGCGCGAUCGAGAUGGGUAACUGGUCACUCAUGAACGUGGAAGUGUACGCGAACCAACUAGCGGGCACAGAAAUCCCGAAUGACAACUCUCACAUUCAACAAUCAGAACAUUUGUUAUCCUCUGAAACGGAGGUGUCAUGGAAGGACGCGGAACGUGCUCUUCAUCGAGUGCUUCACCGGCGAAACGCUUAUUGGAAAAGACAAGUGGAGACGGAGGCAUUGAGUCUUCUAAAGUACUCCCGGACACUCAUUCUUCGGUCUAAGGCUUCUCUUUCAUCCACGAACAAACACCCUACCAGUGAUUUGGCCAGCGAAUCGUUUCCAUUUUACGAUCUUCCUAUGGAGCUACGCCUCCACAUCCUUGCGGUCCUCGCUCCUUCAUUAUCUUGUGCCCAGCGCACCCGUAUCUAUGAUUAUGCUGCCAACCCUUCGACUCUUCCGCUGCUUCUACCACGUCUACGGCGAGAUAAUGGCCACGCAUGUCUCGCAGAUCCCUCACGAGCUCUUGGAGCAAGUAUAGGAUUUACAUUGCACACUUCAGGCGGUUGUGCUGAAGGGAAGUGUAUGGGUACUGGCAACAGUCUUGUGUGCCGUCGGGAGGCAGAGCGCACCAAGUUUCUGGAAGUUGUUGGAUGUCGUGCAUAUGAGCCUGAAUGCGUCACCUGAAUGUGGUAGGAUCACUUCAGAGGAUAUUUUGCGAAGGUAUUUUAUGUAAUUGUUUUGUUUAUGCAGUGUAUACAUACCAUGACUCAUGUGAGUUGCUAUAGCAGUAGCUCAUGACUCUACUGUAUAUUGUGCAGGACUAUGAUAGUGUAGUGUUACAAUCUUCAUUUCCAUUUCACGGUAUCUUGGACGCAUGUUUGCAUGGACAAAUUAAACCUAUACUUCAACAGGAGGGGAACCUCAUCGUCG
Suillus discolor is the source of this 1570-nucleotide messenger RNA. RefSeq lists its product as uncharacterized. The record is from RefSeq and is a predicted model, not a curated record. The transcript has 3 exons. Gene Ontology annotation, molecular function: protein binding. The coding region runs from base 32 to 1324 and encodes 430 amino acids. Lineage: Eukaryota; Fungi; Basidiomycota; Agaricomycetes; Boletales; Suillaceae.